Molecule: messenger RNA, 573 nt
Organism: Parastagonospora nodorum SN15
Lineage: Eukaryota; Fungi; Ascomycota; Dothideomycetes; Pleosporales; Phaeosphaeriaceae
Exons: 2
Coding region: 1-573 (190 amino acids)
Source: RefSeq, a predicted model, not a curated record
AUGAUAUUCCUGCCAUUGUCCUUCAUCUCGUCGUUCUUCGGCAUGAACUUCUCGGACAUUCGGGACAUGGACAACACCUCGCGCCUGUUCUGGAUAGUAGCCGGAUCUUUGACUGUCGGCACUGUGGCUUUUAGCGUGUUCCUAGCUUUCUAUGGCGGAGCCAUUGUUGAGUGGUUCGUGACCUGGCGGGAGUAUCGGCAGCGGAGACUGAAGAAGAGAAUCGCGGGGAAGAAGAGGAGGCUUGAAAUCCGACAGAAGCAAGAAGACCGAUUGGCUAACUUUGAGAUAAAGCUCGCGCGCGAAAAUCUGGUCAGUUUCAAAGAUCGAACGACACCAAUUGAAGGCAACAUGCUGGCUCUCGACUUUCCCGACUCCGCAUUCGAUGCUGUCACGGGAUUUCAGAGUAUCAUACAUUUGCCGCGCGAAGAGCAGACGCAGCUCAUGAAGAAGAUUGCGGGCUGGCUGAAGCCUGGCGGGUACUUUCUCGCAAACUUUUCUGCGGUCGAGUUGGAGAAACUUGAGGUCGAUAGAUGGCUGGAUCAUGAAAAGGGUUGGAUGUUUUGGAGCGGAUGA